Molecule: messenger RNA, 1076 nt
Organism: Heterocephalus glaber (naked mole-rat)
Lineage: Eukaryota; Metazoa; Chordata; Mammalia; Rodentia; Bathyergidae
Gene: Gpx7
Product: glutathione peroxidase 7
Biological process (GO): response to oxidative stress
Molecular function (GO): glutathione peroxidase activity
Source: RefSeq, a predicted model, not a curated record
CCCCACGCCAGGUCCCCGCCCGGUCUUCGCCACCUCGGAAGCGAGUCAUGGUGGCGGCCGUGGCGGCGGCGUCCCUGCUCCUGUGGGCCGCGGGCUGCGCGCAGCGGGAGCACGACUUCUACGACUUCAAGGCGGUCAACAUCCGGGGCAAGCUGGUGUCGCUGGAGAAGUACCGGGGCUCGGUGUCCCUGGUAGUGAAUGUGGCUAGCGAGUGCGGCUUCACAGACCAGCAUUACCGAGCCCUGCAGCAGCUGCAGAAAGACUUGGGUCCCCACCACUUCAACGUACUUGCCUUCCCCUGCAACCAAUUUGGCCAACAGGAGCCAGACAACAACGGGGAGAUAGAGAGUUUUGCCCGCCGCACCUACAAUGUUUCUUUCCCCAUGUUCAGCAAGGUUGCAGUCAUUGGCACUGGUGCCCACCCUGCCUUCAAGUACCUGACUGAGACUUCUGGGAAGGAGCCCACCUGGAACUUCUGGAAGUACCUAGUGGCCCCAGAUGGAAAGGUGGUAGGGGCUUGGGAUCCAACUGUGGCAGUGGAGGAGAUCAGGCCACAUAUCAUAGAACUUGUGAGGAAGCUUAUCCUGAGGAAGCGAGAAGAUUUAUAACCACCCUUCUCCCACCCUACCCAUCUCAUCUAUCUGUGUAUAGGUGGUCAAACAAAAUCAGUGGUGAUUCAAAGGGAGAGACCACUGAGUCUCUUCCCUUUGCUCUUAUCCCACCUACCCUAUCACUCUUACAGGGGGGAAAAAAAUCUAAAAUUUGCUAUUUGAAUAAAAGAAUAACUAAUAGGUACUUCUGGCCAAUGAGAGCUCUUGACAGUGAAUCACCAGCCAGUAAGAACCUCUAGCCAUUGAAACAUGUGUCAAGUAGAAGUACACCAAGCAACAGUCUCCUGCCCAGCCAGGCCUUUGUCAAAUGGGGCUGAUUCCUAUCUCACAGGCUGUUGUGAGGAUUAAGAUGAAUACCUGUGAAAGUGCCUAGAUCAGAGCUAGCCAAAUAGGAGGCAUUCAAUAAAUAUUUUUUUGCAUAUAAACCAAAAGAUAACUUGUGAUCAAUAAAAACUUGCACCUAGG